Fundulus heteroclitus (mummichog) is the source of this 3883-nucleotide messenger RNA. RefSeq lists its product as uncharacterized. NCBI's taxonomy places the organism in Eukaryota, Metazoa, Chordata, Actinopteri, Cyprinodontiformes, Fundulidae. The record is from RefSeq and is a predicted model, not a curated record. Gene Ontology annotation, biological process: G protein-coupled receptor signaling pathway. Bases 117 to 1043 code for a protein of 308 amino acids. The transcript is spliced from 2 exons. Gene Ontology annotation, cellular component: membrane. Gene Ontology annotation, molecular function: G protein-coupled receptor activity.
UAAACAUCUGUUCAUGAUGGAUCCCCUUCCCCUCUGGGGGUUCGUCUCAAUCCAAACCACUGACUCUGUUCAUCCUAUAAAAAUGGUGAUGGCUGUUGCUUUCUUGGAGCGUCAGGAUGCUCCCUAACACCACCAUCCCUCUGUCGGUGGACUUCGACCGUCCUGAGGACUUCCUCAUUUUCAUCUUUCACAUCCUGUUUGCCACCAGCGCCGUGCUUGUGGCCGGCUCGGUAGUUGUCGGGAUCUCAUCCAGCCGGUCCCUGCGAGGCCAGAACCGGUUCAUCUUCAUGCUGAACACCAGCAUCAGUGACACUCUGACGGGCUUCUCUGUCUACUACCUGGGCCUCUUCGAUGUACAGGAGGGAUACCCGUCCAGGAACGGGACCUUCUACAUUUUACCAUCAUUCCUCGGUGUUAAUGUCCUUACCUUUCUUUUUGCUCAGUUUGACCGCUACCUUGCUGUGUGCCAUCCUUUCUUUUACAACCGCUACAUAACAAGGCCUGCUGUCAUUUUAAUGUGUGGGUUCUGCUGGCUCUACACCUACUUGAUCCUGACGGUGCAGAACUUAGUGCCCAUCUCAAAGGCAGCUCAGUUAAAUGCAUUCGGUGUGAUGACCCUGCAGAUUAUAGUUUUCAUUAAGGUGGUCAUGACGGUCAAACUGUAUAUCAUAGCUAGGGGACAGCUGGUGAGAGAGGCUCCCAGCGCAGACAGGGACAGCAAGAAGGAGUCUCUGCGCAUCAUUGUGUUUGUGGUCAUAUGUUUCCUGGCUCUGUGGGGUCCGUCCUUUGUUAACAUCAUCGUCAGGCAGCUGACUGGGAAGGGGCUCAGGUUCAGGAACGAAGCUACCAACCUGUUCGCCAUCAUGGCACGGAUGAACGCCCUGGUCACACCGGCUGUGUAUAUCUGGGGCAGCCCGGCACUGCGGGGGGCCGUGUGGAGAGCAGUGUGGCGGAGGGUCUGCCCCCGGAGGAGGGGGAGAGUGGCCUUUAAUGUGACCGGAGGGACCUUUAGGCAAGCACCUUUACCAUCAAAAACAUCAUAAAGAAGAUAGACUUAAUUGCAAGUUUACAAGCUACGUUAUUCAAUCACUUAUUAAAUAACACGACUUCCCAAAAAACACCUUUUUUUAUUCCUGUCAAUACACCGAAUGAAACGAAAUGAACAAUGCAACACUCUAUAUUUUUGUUAGGAAAUAUUUAGUAUUUUUAAACUUGAUUUUGCUGUUUUUAAAGGUACACAAUCUUUUAAAACAACCUGUCUCUACAGUUGUGCCAUUUUGCCAUGUUUACAAGUUUAUUUAUUUGAAAUCCAGUUUGACGUAAUAAUUUGAAUAUUUUUUACAGAAAGUUCAACUGUCUGAGGUUUUUGAAAUGUUGAAUUUUGAGAAGAUGUUGAGUUACUGUGGCUUGCUUUGAUGAAACUGAACUUAAAAGGAAUGUUGCUUUAAAAUGUUCUUGUCUUCAUAUUAGCCUUAUUUCCUAUGUUUUCAGAUGGAUAAUCUUUAUUUGUUAGAUCUUGUUUUAGGCAUUUCAUCACCUGAGAUCUAAUCUUAUUAUUUUCUAAAUUAACCUCUUUGUAUAAGUAGUGUUAAUUGUAAAUUAACUGUUUCUAAAAUGGACUGUUUCUAAAAUAUUGACAAAACUAAAAGUUGGCAUUUUUAAACAAAAUAAAUGUGUUUCAUAAAGUCCAGAUUUUCAAUUUUGUCUGGCAGACAAAAUCAAGAUUAUCACAUAUUUUUUCUUUAUUUUAUGUAACAGAUAAUUGCAAAUAAUUUAAUUUGCUAGACUUGAAAAUAAGAUAAACUCAAAUGGAAAUGUCUUGAUAAAAUGAAUAAGACCGCAGCUUGGACAAAAUGCUUGCUUACUAUGUUUGUGAAGAACUGUGGAUUUUAACUACCAUGUAUCCAAUAUAAAACAAUAUGUUUAUAAGUGGAAAAAGCUUUAAACAACAUUUGUGCUUUUCAGUUUUUGUAAGUGGAUAUUGGCAUAAAGGGAUGCCGGUUGACAGUGCUUCUGAAAAAUGCACUUGUAUCAAGAGAAAGCCUGCCCUCUUCUGUUAAAUGUAGUGUAAACCAUGUGGAAGAAAAUAGUAGUUACGGUUUGAUGUUGAGAUCUCAUCCAUUGUGUUUAGUAAGAACCUUAAGGGGAAAAAAAAUUACCUUCAUGAUGCAAAAAGGUGUAUAAACACCCCUUGUGUAAAGCCAGUCAUCUCACCCAGUUUUGCAAUAAUGGAAACCAUAAGCAUAGUAAAUAUAUUGGGAAUUUAUUUAGCCUCACAUUAAAAAAAUCAGAGGAGCAAAGAUUAGCACCCACAUAAAAUUAGUUACUCAACCCUUCAUUAAAGUAGAUCAUUUUGCUCAUCAAAAGUCCUCAUAAGAACUUUUACAGAUUACUAUAAAGAUUUUUUAUAGCAAAAAUCUCUUUAAGUUAGAAAAACUAAAACUAAAAACAGCCAUAAAUGGUAAUAAUAAUCUGAAUUCAUUAUUAACAAAUACAUAAUUUUAUAAGUAUUUCUGCUGUUUCUAAAAUGUUAGUUAUUUUGAAAUUAACGCAUUAGCACUUCAGUUUAUAUCGCAAUCUUUCGCUAUAAAUCAUUCACUUUGUAAAUAGUUAAACAUUGCUUCAGCUUCAAGUUGUUUCUCAUAAAACAUGCAAGUGAAUUGCGGCAUUCUUAAUUUUCAGUCUUGACCCAGUCAAACUUUCUCAAAAUGUGUGCAAAAUGACCCAAAACCUUAAAAGCCAAGUUCUAUUAUGAACUGUCAGCAGGCACCAGCAACCCCUGCGACCCCAUGAGGGAUUAGGCGGGUCAGAAAAUGGAUGGAUGUAUGGAUGGAUGAACUGUCUGCAUUAAAUAAAAACUUAAUCAAUUCAGAGGAGGAUCAUCAUGAAGAGAGUAUUAGUGUCUGGCUUUCUGGAUGCAAGUUGUGGUUUCCAAACCACAUGCUUCCUUAAAAAAUAAAACAACCAACACCCAUAUAGACACAUUAACGCUGAAAAAAAAAAUGAGGAUGAAAGAAAUGUUUUUGUCUUGGUUGUUAAACGUUUGAUAAGCCAAAACAUCGACACCUGUUGGGUGCUUUGCAAUAAAACUGUUGAUUCAGUCAAAAUUACGUCUGCCUGCUUCACUUUGACUGCUCUGAAAGGUGAUUUUAAACAAAAAUUGGAUUAUUCUAUGGUUCAGGACCUUGGAUAGCUCAUUGGUGUUGUGGCAUUUUCACUACUAAAAUACCUUAGAUAAGUUUAAGUCACCUAACGCAGGUUUGCAUAGUUUCUAAUAUUUUUUAGCUCCAACUUCUGAAAAGUGUGGAGUGCAUUUGUUUUUACCCUCUCACCUUGGACAUGAGUACUUGUUUUUUUGCCACACAUUAUGUUUUGCAUGUUGAACAACAAGUUUAGUCUAGAUCUGAACUGACCAGAGCCACUCCUCCCGCGUGUUUGCUGUGUCCUCCACAUAGCUUGUGAUAAACAGCAGACAGGAUUUCACAUGGCUUUACUUUAACAAUGGCUUUCUUCUUCCCACUCUACCAUAACUGUAAGAUUUGUAGAACUCACCAUCAACUCACCAUCAACCUGUCAUGUUGACAGGUUCUCCAACUUGAGCUGUAGAUCUCUGUAGAUCCUAUAGUAUUAUCAUGGUCCAUCCUUUGGCUGCUUUAAUUAAUGCACUCCAUCCAUGCCUGUCACUUUAGGGGGAUACGGUUUCUUGGUAGGUUUGAAGUUGGGCCAUAUUCUAUCCGUUUUCAGAUAGGAGAUUUAACAGGGCUGUAGUCCACAAAUGCAUCCAAGUUAUUUCUGGUGUGUGCUCCUUGGUCUUCGUGGUGCUCUUUGUUCAUCAAUGUUCUCUGUCAAAUCUCUGAGGCUUUCACACAGCAGCUGGAUUAAU